CUAGACGAAGAACGCUAUGAAAAUUGAAGUACGUAUAAGCUUGCCAAUAAGUUGACUGCAGAAAAGGAGUCUACUAGGUAUUGCUGAGAAUUUGAGACAUAGUUUGUUUCAUUGAGGUGCUGGAACUGCAUACAUUCUCUCACAACAAAUCAACAUACCAAUGGCAUCUUCAUCAUCAUCUCCGGCCUUUUCUUCUCAAUCAUGGAAUCAUGAUGUUUUCCUAAGUUUUAGAGGAGAAGAUACUCGCAAGACGUUUGUGGAUCAUCUCUACACAGCUCUUGUACAAAAAGGGAUAUACACUUACAAAGACGACGAGACACUUCCUCGGGGCGAAUUGAUCAAUCCAUCUCUUAUGAAGGCUAUAGAAGAGUCACAGAUUGGCGUCAUCAUAUUCUCUGAAAACUAUGCAAAUUCUUCAUGGUGCUUAGAUGAACUUGCACAUAUCAUGAAAUGCAAAGAUACGAGAGGCCAAAUAGUUAUACCCAUAUUUUAUGGCGUUGAUCCAUCUGAAGUUCGAAAACAGAAACAAAAAUAUGGAGAAGCAUUUGUUAAGCAUGAGUUGGAGAACAAAACCAAGGUUGAAUCAUGGAGAAAAGCACUUGUGGAUGCAAGUAACAUUUCUGGAUGGGAACCAAAGCACAUUGCCAACGGGCAUGAAUCAAAGGUUAUCAUAGAAAUUGUUGAAAAAAUUUCACAGAGGUUGCAGCUAGUAAGUCCAAGCGCAAAUGCCAACCUUAUUGGAAUAGCGUCUCGUGUGCAAAGUUUGAAAUCGAAGUUACAAAUCGGUUCAGGUGGUGUGCGGAUGAUUGGAAUAUGGGGGGUUGGAGGUGGUGGUAAGACUACUCUUGCAUCUUCUGUUUAUGAGGAAAUAUCUAGAAAGUUUGAUGGUUGUUGCUUUCUAGAAAAUAUCCGGGAGGAAUCAAGUAAGAAAGGGUUAGAAGAAUUGCAACAAAAAAUUCUUUAUGGUGUUUUGAGAGAGAAGAUAGUGCAGGUAGAGAGAGUUGAGGAAGGAAAACACAUGAUAAAACAUAGGUUAUGCCAUAGAAAGGUGCUGAUUGUUCUUGAUGAUGUCGAUCAGCUUGACCAAUUAAAAGCUUUAGCUGGAUCACAUGAUUGGUUCGGUGAAGGAAGCCGAAUAAUAAUCACAACAAGAGAUGUACAUGUAAUAUCAACUACUGCGCCCAGAGUAGAUGAGAUACACAAUAUUAGCUUGUUAAACGAUGAUGAGGCUAUGGAGCUCUUUUGCAAGCAUGCACCAUGUGGUCACAAACAUAAAAAAGAUUAUGAGCUGCUUUCAAAAAGUGUGGUUUCUUAUGCUGGUGGACUCCCAUUAGCACUUACAGUUCUUGGUUGUUUUCUAUGUGGAAAAGACAUUAAUGAGUGGAGGAGUGCAAUAGCCAGAUUGAAAGAGAUCCCAGAUACAAAUAUUGUGGAAAAGCUACAGAUCAGCUUUGAUGGACUUACACCGGUUGAGAAAGAGUUGUUUCUUGAUAUUGCAUGCUUCUUCAGAGGUCAGUAUAAAAAUGAAGGGAUAAUGGCAAUGCUUGAUGCUUGUGGUUUUUACCCUGUUAUAGGCAUAAAGGUGUUGUUAGAAAAGGCGCUCAUAACAAUUUCAGAUGGAAGGUUUGAUAUGCAUGAUUUGUUGCAAGAAAUGGGACGCUACAUUGUUAGAGGGGAACACCCUGAGAAUCCAGAAAAACAUAGUAGAGUUUGGAAGAAGGAAGAUGUUCUAAAAAUUUGUGCUAUGGAUGCGACGAAGGAACUUGACAUGGUUAAAGCAGUAAGAUUUGAAUGCAAUAGCUAUGAUCUAGUAGAACUUCCUUCGGUUGCAAACCUGAAAAACCUCCGGUGGAUUGAUUGGAGAGGUGAUCUUGCAAGUCCAUUUCCUACUAACUUUCCACCAAAGAACCUUUGUUGUCUGAUAUUGGAUGACAUCUCGCAGAAACGACUUUGGAGGGGUUAUAAGGUAAUUCUUAUACUCUAUCUAAAUAACAAAUUAAAACAAAGUGGAUGAAGAAUUAUCGACCUUACUUGCCUAAUUCAGAGAUGAAAUUAUAAGUAGUUAUACGGCUAUGAGCACAUAGUUAUGUCACUCGUCAUUGGUGUCAUGAAGCAAUAGCACUUUAUUUUGGUAUGUUUUUAAUUUUGGUAAGUAGGGCUUAACAUACAUAUUUUAAUCUAUGUGGCUGAGGUUGAAUAUCAAUAUUUUUAUUUUAUUUUUAAUCUUAAUCUAACCCUCCGGCGUACCGGCGCGGUAGGCCUGUUAUAACCAUAAAUGAUUAUAUAUCGCCACCCAUUCCUUUCUUCUCUGCCACCAUCCCCACCAGCACAACCGCCACCACCACUACCACCAUCUCUGACACACCCCACCACUGUUACCUCUGUCACUUAUACCGCCGCCAACUUCGUUGCAACCACCUCUUCUACCACUGCCAUAAUCAUAUAUGAUUACUCAGUCUGUGAGUCUGUGAAUAGAUAUAUAUGUAUAAUCAUUUAUGAUUAGGCAUACCCUGCUGCUGUCGGUACACUACAUCGUUAGAGGCGCAAAUGAGAAAUAUGUGGUUGAGGUUGAAUCUUAAGAUCUCUAUUUUUUUUA
Molecule: messenger RNA, 2596 nt
Organism: Lactuca sativa (garden lettuce)
Lineage: Eukaryota; Viridiplantae; Streptophyta; Magnoliopsida; Asterales; Asteraceae
Product: disease resistance protein Roq1
Biological process (GO): defense response; signal transduction
Molecular function (GO): ADP binding; metal ion binding
Source: RefSeq, a predicted model, not a curated record